CUUUUCAAUUACUCUGCUUUUUAACUUCCCCAUAAGGUGUGUGUCACUGCGUGUAUUCUCUCUCUUACUCACCUGUUUUCCUGCUCCGAAGGAUUAUAAAAGAAAAGAACUAAAAGUAACUAUUAGUAAUUUCAAAAUGCCGUCUUUGGCAAUGCCACUGAUAUUGGUCUUCCUAGCCUGCUUUUCAUUGCAGACACUUGCUGAUUGUCCUAAUCAAUGGCUGAAAUAUGGUGAAUCCUGUUACAAUUUCAUCAUGAAUUCACCGAAAACCAUUGACAUGGCUAAAGAAGAAUGUAGUAAAUAUGGUGCUACACUUGUCAAUGUCAAUUCAGGAGGAGAAAACAAUUUCCUGACCUCCUACUUCGGUCAGAAUAAACUAACUGGAUUUACCUGGUACACAAGUGGUGAAUACCUAGGAAACAAUAAAUUCCGUUGGAUCGGAGAUGGACAAGAUAUAAACAACAAAGAAAUGUUUUGGGUAAAUGAUGCUGUGAAAAACAGUACAGGAAGAUUUAUUACUUAUAUUUAUCAUGAUGGCAAAUACAGUUGGAUCCGGGAUGAUGGGCAGACACUACGUUCUAGUAUCUGUGAAAUUCCUGAAAAAGAAAGCUACAGAAUUUAUAAUCAACACAGAAACUUUGAUUAUGGACAACAUUUGAAAGACAUGAAUAAUAUUCAGAGAGGACCAAAAACAAAAAGGGAACCAGAGAAUGUCCUAGCUAUAAUGUAUCCACCCAGAACCUAUAUGGAGUUUACUGCAUUUGGUAACCCACCACCAGUCUACAGCUGGUACCGUGAAAGUACUGUAUUAAGUUCCAGUCUAGACUCUCGCUACACACUUACUAAUGGAAGAUUGACAAUUUCCCCGCCUAAACGAGGAGUAGAUGACACCUACUAUCACUGCUUGGCUUCUAACAAUUAUGGCAAAAUUAUGAGCCAAACAGUACAGUUUACAUUUGGCUUUCUUGGAGAGUUUUUGAAUACGCAACGAGAGGGUGUGGUUGCUAAUAGUUACGAUGGAACAUAUUUGCAAUGUAAACCACCAAAUCAUAAUCCAGCUCUCCGUUAUCAGUGGGCUUUCAAUGACAGCAUAAAUUUUGUUCGCCCUGACAAGAAUUCUUAUCUUUUCAUUUCUCAUAAUGGUAACCUGUAUUUCUCAGAGGUAACUCAAACUGAUGCAGGCAGUUAUUUUUGUAUUGUGGCAUUGGCUAGUCCUGAUGAUUACAAAGAUUUCAGCAACACACAAAGCAUGCUUCGAACUAGCAUGGCUAUACAGUUAAAAAUUAAGAAUAAAGAGACAAGUGUGACACUUGAUGGUGACAAGUGUGACACUGUUGAUAAUGACAAGUGUGACACUGUUGAUAAUGACAAGUGUGACACUGUUGAUGAUGACAAGUGUGACACUGUUGAUGAUGACAAGUGUGACACUGUUGAUGGUGACAAAUUCCCUGAGCAACCAUUGGAAGGAGAAUCUAUCUACAUUGAAUGCUUUGCUUAUGGAACGUAUACUCUUCAUUAUACUUGGUCUCGACUUGGUAAAGAAAUGCCAAAAUAUGUUCAGUACGAGAACCACAAAAGAGUACUGAAAUUUCCAAAGGCCAAUGUAAGUGAUAGUGGAACAUACAGCUGCACAGUAAUUAAUGCAUAUGGAUCAGAAACUGCAACAGUUAACCUGGAUGUAAAAGUCAGGCCACAUUUUAAAACUGAACUGAAGGAUCAGCUUUUAGAUAUUGGAAGUCAGUUAACAUGGCAGUGUGAGGCUCAUGCUAAACCAGCAGCUGUCUACGCAUGGUACAAAAAUGGUGAACCAAUGAAAUCUGUAAAUGGAAAGGUUAUUGUACACAACAAUGUCAUGACUAUUCUUAAGAUUUCAAAAGAUGAUGAUGGCAUGUAUCAAUGUAAAGCUAAAAAUGAAUAUGGUUCUGCACUCUCAGCUGGUCAGUUGAGAGUUUUAGAAUUGAAGCCAGAAUUCUGGAGCAACCCUUUGCUACCCACUACCUUAGCAUCUGUACAAGGAAAUGUUACCUUACAAUGCAGGCCUGAAGCAGCUCCAUACCCAACCAUAGAGUGGUUUAAAAAUGGCAUGUCCCUUGGAUUAACCGCAGGUUCUACAAGUAACCGAUACACUUUAUAUCACAAUGGAAACCUUCUUAUAACUGAUAUAACCUCUGGUGAUGCUGGCAGAUAUAAAUGUGAGGCUACAAACAGGUUGGGAACUGCUUCAACAGAGACUGAGCUUUCAGUGAAAUCGAGUACUGUAAUUAGUAUAAAACCAAGAAACACAAAGGUAAUAUUCAAUGAAACUGCUGUUUUAAAAUGCCGUGCUUCAUACCCUAAAGACUUGGAUGUUGUUUAUACCUGGUCCUUCAAUGGUUACGAUAUUCAUGUGAAAGCUGGUGAUCACUAUGGAACAGGUGAAGGAGAUGAUAAAGGAGACUUAUACAUCAAAAAUGCUGGAUUCAAACAUGCAGGACAAUAUUUAUGUCAGGUGAAAACAAUCAUUGGCACAACAAGCACAGGUGCCUACCUCACAGUCAUUGGGCCACCUGGACGACCUCAAGGAUUGGCAGCUGAAAAAGUGUUGAAUCAAAAGGAAAGUCUGCAAUUAGCCUGGUUUGAUGGUAGAGACAAUGAUGCUCCAAUCACUUAUUAUAUUAUAGAAUACCAAACAAAUUUCAGCAGUGUUUGGGAUUUGUUUGGCUCUGUAAUUUCUAGACAUUUGGUUGAAGUCAGUACUGAAAGUGGUCAACUCAAAACUAUCAUACAUGGUUUAAUUCCUGCUGUUAGCUAUCGGUUUCGUAUGGGAGCUAUAAACAGUUAUGGAACUGGAGAAAAAAGUCUUCCUACAAGUAAGUUACAAAUUUCUUUGUCAUUCAGUGUUCUUUUGCAGCCACUUUUACACCAGGACCAUAAUGGUAAGAACUUUGGCUAUCGGGUCUAUUGGAGGAAGAAGCGAGAGGAAUUUAAACCAGAACAUAUUUGGUCAGUUACCAAUGUAUCUGGAUCUACCACAAAGCUGGUUGUUCAGAUUGAGUCACAGAACUAUUACACACAAUAUGAAGUCCAGGUUCAAGCAAGAAAUAAUAUUGGUAUGGGGCCGAAUUCAACAAUAGUCACUAUAUAUUCAGCCGAAGAUUUACCAGCAAUUACCGUGACAAAUGUAAAGGGGUAUGCUUACAAUGCCACAGCUAUCAAGGUAACUUGGAACCCUGUAAAAGAAGACAGGAAGUCAUUAAAAGGAAAACUACGGGGAUAUAAGAUAAAGUACUGGAAAUCAAAUUUAAAUGAGCUGAGAGCUAUUGAAGCUAUACAUUAUGGACAAGCUGAGGAGGCUCUAUUAAUUGGCUUACUACCCAACAACUACUAUGACUUCCGAAUGAUGGUGUUUAACAGUGCUGGAUUUGGACCAAUCAGUGACAAAUACUUUGCUAAAACUUAUCAUAAACCACCGAACGACUAUCCAACUGAAGUAAAGAUCCUACCGCUCGGUUCUAAUUCUUGUAUUGUAACGUUUAGAGGUGUUAGCACCAAGAGUGAUGAGGAACCACUGCAAGGGUAUUUGGUCAAAUACUGGUUGGUAAAUGAUGAUAUCCGACAGGCAAUGCAGGUAGAUUUGGGACGUGAAGUUCAAGGAGAAAUCAGAAAUUUGAGAAAAGCGGUUGUAUACAACCUACGUGUCAUUGGCUAUAGCCGUGGGGGUGAAGGAGCAAAGAGUUCACCUGUCACUCAGUUUACGAUAACAAAAGGUGGUCAAGUGCAAGGGGAUAUGUAUAAUCCCCUGACAACCCAUGCUCUGCUAGCUGGCACUUCCAGGACAACUUUCGCAUUAACAAUGUGCUGUUUAAGUAUACUACUAAGUCAACUUUACACCCUCUUUCUUAUCUGAUCAGAUUCAACACAAACAUAGUCUUAGAAUUAAAACCUGAUGAAGCAGUUUCAAAGACUUUAGAACUGAGUGACAUUAGCUCUUUUGAACUAUAACUCUUGUACUGUACAUAUUUUUUAUCAUGAUUUUAUUUUAAAGUUGGACAUCUCUUCUCCAAAGAAUUUUUAGCAUCCGCCAUAUUGACGAAUUGGUAUUGUAGUGUGGAUGCCAACAAAGACUAUAAUUAUGGCUUGGCUCUGAAAUUAAAAUACCUUUCUGAUAUUGAAGAAUGACAGUAAUUAUUUUAAAAUUUUGAUAAAACCUAUUGUGUCUUGGUGUGUGUUAAAUUUAAAUCUGAAGAGGGGAAAAAAGACAAGCAAAAACAAACUCUGUAAGACCUCUUUAUGUAAAUAAUUACUAUAGAUUUUUAUAUCUGUUACAUUUUAAAAUGUUACCAUCUUAACUGUAGUAUCAAAUCAUAGAACUUCAAUACCUCAGCUUCAUACCUUAUCAAUGAUUUUAUUUCAAUCAAUAUUUUAUCUAGUUCUUUAUUAAUUUUUUUGCUUAUGUUUGGAUUUCUUUUAUUCUUUUUGGUCAGCCAUAAGUAAUUUCUUUUUUCCUUCUGUCUCUCCUAGAAGUAAUGUCAGUGUAAGUUUUGAACUCCUGUUUUUUGGAUCAGAAUUUCUAAGCUCUUAACACUAUGUCAGCAUAUUUCGUAUAGAACAAUGAGUACUCUCCUAUAUAUUAUGAGAAUGAAAAAUAUGUAGCCUUUUAACAACAUCAUUUCUUUUUACAAAAACUUUUAGAGAUGAACUCAUUCAAUCACGUAGGAAUAGUUCUGUGUUUGUGUGUAUAUAUGUGUGGAUGUAUAUAUAUUUGUGUUGUGCAUGUAUGUAUAAAGUUAUGCAAGUGAAUCAAGAGCCAAGAUUUUAUUUUACUUACCAAAAAUUUGCUAAGUGCAAAUGCACCAAAAUUUUGACCCUUGUCACACGCAUACACACACGCUGCAGAUAGCAAAAACAUAAGCACUAAAUACUAAACUGGAGUGAAUAAUUAAUAUUCUCUGACUGAGAAAAGACCAAAUAUUGUCAGAAUAUUUAGUUAUUGAAUUUCUCAAGUAAUGUAGGGGUCGCUUUUAUUAAAUAACGUAGUCUUUAUGGGUUAUUUCUCUUAUUGCAAGAGUUGUUUCCCCUUCCCAUGUGAUUAUUAAAUGUUUUCUAGUGAUGCACAAUGGAAAAUUUUUGUUCCCUAAUACUGUUCUACUAUUUCAUUUCUUUCUACAUUCCAUACCUCCUAGUAAUAACUUCUCUCUAAGGCUGUCCUAAAAUAUAUACAAAUUAACAUUUUCUGUACAGUUUGUAAUCUUCAAGGAAAGAAUUUUACUUUGGCUAAAAAAACAUCUUCCUCUGACACGAAUACAAUCCUUUUAGCUUCUCUUUCAUUUUUUCCUGCAUAUAUACCUAUAUUUUAGUGCAAGAAAAUAUUACUUAUUCCAGGUAUAAUGCAAUAGGCCAUGAACUAGUAUAAAUGAUUUUUUAGUUUGACUUUAUUUAAAGGUUCAGACUUAUGAAUGGAUAUUGCUGUUUGUGUAGGAAUUCUGCUUCAUAUAUUAUUGGUGGGGUCCCAAAACUCCCCCAUAUGUAAAGCCUGUUCAACAAAUAUUUAACUGGUUGUUUCUGUUCAGACUUUAUAAUUCAUAAAGGAAUUUGUAAAUUAGAAUUUGGGUUGUAUAUGCCUUUCCCAAAUUAUGAUUCUAUCUACAACAUUUAUAUAUAUUAUCGGCAUUUUAUAAAGCUUUAUGAUUUUUUCUACCAUGUUCAUCUUUUUCACCCUAUCUAAAUAAAUAGUCUCUGAGAUUUACAUUCCUUGGAUCUUUAGUUCAUUUCUACCGUCAUGUCUGAGGCCAUUCAACAACUCUACCAUCUCUUAUGUCAUAAUAAUCCAUUUGUGUAACACACAGAUAGAGCUAGUGGCAUUUAAAUUCUGGCAAGUAAGAAUAUUGUGUAUCUAUGGUUCUUAGACUCUGCAUUUUUCCUAGCACUGCAUGCAAUAAGAUUAAGGUUAUUAUUAUUAUUGCUUUACAUUCUGAGUUGAAAUUCCACCGAGGUUGACUUUGCCUUUCAUCUUUCAUGGUUGAUGAAAAAAGUACCAGUCAAUCACUGGGGUCAAUGUAAUCAACUUAACCUCCCACACAAUUUCAGGCUUUGUGCUUAUAGUAGAAAGGAUUAUUAUUUUUAUAUAAAUUGGUAGAUAUGUAUGCCCGUGUGUGUGUGUGUCUUGAUAGAUAGAUAGAAAUAUUCUAAUGUGGAUUUUCAAAUGUAUGAUGUUGAAAAUUCAUUUGGACAAAUGCACAAGGGUAAAACAGAUGUUGGUAUGUUUCUUGACAAAAAUCAUGCACUAUGUUUGUCACAAAAUUAUAAAAUAAAAUCAGGACUUAGUUAUCAUUUGAGGGCCCAUGAUAGAAAAGCUAUCAAACCUGCUGCAGGGAUAUUUUUGAAUUAAGAGAGUGGUUAUUAUCAAAAAACAAGUUGAUGGCUACUA
Molecule: messenger RNA, 6406 nt
Organism: Octopus bimaculoides (California two-spot octopus)
Lineage: Eukaryota; Metazoa; Mollusca; Cephalopoda; Octopoda; Octopodidae
Product: contactin
Biological process (GO): axon guidance; cell-cell adhesion
Cellular component (GO): plasma membrane; axon
Molecular function (GO): protein binding
Source: RefSeq, a predicted model, not a curated record